AUGGCGGGACCCCGAAAGAUCUCGAUUUACGACUACCCGGAGCACCUGAACCCAUUUCGGGAAGACGACAACCACAACAAGAUCAGGUUUUGGACGAUCGGAAGAAAACUCAGCCGAUCCAAUAGCAUCACUUUUAAGGACAUUAGGAACUCUUGGUCUUUGAGGUCGUUUAUGAAGAAAGGGAAAAAAGAAAAAUCGGACGGAAAAUCAAGUAUCCAACAAAAUGGCGACAAUAGUCCGAUUGUGUACAGGCGGGCGUUGCAAUACUCGACAGCGUCGACGGGCGCACGCAGCACCGUGAGCUCGCCGGAGCGUGCGGACCGCUACGUUUACGGCGGCUCGGUCACGCCACUGCCGCGCUCGCGCUUCCAAGAGCGCCUGCGCAGCCCUAGUCAGCACGAAGUCAAUUCAAUCAACACAACGCCACGGAUGGCGCGCAGUGAUAUAACCGGUUCACGUCUCAGCGUCGAGAGUACGAACCCGUUUGAUGAGGGGCCGGUCCCUCCGGUCCGAGCCUCGAGACGCAAGAAAAAGCGCGCGCCGCUUCCUCCACAAACCAUCGAGGUUUCAGCAGAGCCAACGAUGAAAGAACAAACAGAGUUACGAAUAGCGGAAACAGACGAACAAAAGGUAGAAGAUAAAAAAGUGGAUGAAGAAAUCGAAGAAGUAAAUUUGAACAUUGAGCUCAAAAUCGUAGAAGACGAAGAUGUGAAGACUGAGAAAGUGGAGACCAGUCUCGUAAUAAAUCCAGAUAUCUCCACCAAAGAAAUAAUAACAAGUCCUACAGAUGCUGUCAUUCGAAAAGAAAACGAAGUUGACGUGUCAGGGGAACAGCACGUUGAAAUCAAAGGUAAUGAAACAACCGCUGUAAAAAAUUCAGAUUCGGAAGACGAUAUUUUAAAGAAGGUAUCGUUUCCUAAAAUAGAUAUUAAUAAGUACAGAAGAAAUUCUAGUGUUAAUGACGACGACAUUAGGUUACGACGAGGUAACUUGGAAGAUUUCCAUUCUCUCUCCAACAAAAGGAGCAAAAGUUUAACUAAUGCUAUUGAUGGUUCGUACGUUUGUUACGACGAAAAUUUGAACGAAGAUAAAACAAAAGUCGAUGUGAACAGUAACGAGGAACCUCAGAAAGUCGUCUGCAAACUUUACGAUGAUCCAAGAAAGAAGAGCGUUGAUCAUUCCCUCUCGAGUACAGAAAAUGACUUUAUAGAAAUUGAUAGAGCGACAAGGGAAUUAGAAAGGGAAAUAAGUAAGCUGAAUUCGGCAUUGAUCGAAGAAGAUAUUACUUUGCAAGGGCGGCAGUCAGUUUCGGACAUUAGGCGUAAAUUUGAUAAACCUGAUGUUUCGUCACCAAAUCCAAUACCAAAACCACGAAGAAGUCACUACGGAGACACUCAACCGCCUGUUAAUGGAACCGGUGUGAAUCUACAGCAAUCA
Molecule: messenger RNA, 1437 nt
Organism: Iphiclides podalirius (scarce swallowtail)
Lineage: Eukaryota; Metazoa; Arthropoda; Insecta; Lepidoptera; Papilionidae
Source: the annotation of a GenBank genome assembly